Messenger RNA from Salarias fasciatus (jewelled blenny), 906 nucleotides. RefSeq names its product transmembrane protein 26-like. The record is from RefSeq and is a predicted model, not a curated record. The transcript is spliced from 5 exons. NCBI's taxonomy places the organism in Eukaryota, Metazoa, Chordata, Actinopteri, Blenniiformes, Blenniidae. The coding region runs from base 1 to 906 and encodes 301 amino acids.
AUGUGUCUCGUUAACUUUGUGUGUGCGAUCAUCACCAGAGCGUUUUUCAUCCUGGUGGCUCUCACCGGGGUCUGGAGGGUGACAUGGGUGAAGCAGGACCCCAAAUACUGGUUCCUGACUUUCCUCUUCCUGCCUCUUAUUGCUGAAAUGAUAAUAACACUGAAGAAUCGAAAGGGAAAGGGUUACAAAUGGUUUUCUCCUGCUAUCUUCCUGUUCCUCAUCAGUAUCAUCCCCUCCAUCUGGAUUCUGGAGCUCCACCACCAGAAAGAGAAAUUCAGUGAACAAGAGACUAUGUGUGGACUCUCUGUCUUUCUUCCGGACAUUGACCAGGUUUUGUCAUCAGUCUGUUCCAAAGACUGGAUCCUGGCUCUUCAUCAGAUCCUCCUCAUCCUCCUCAUCGUGGGAAAGUGGCUCCUCCCGCUGGGAGGCGGCCUCACCAAGGACGAGCUCUCCCAACUGCUUCUGAUUUUUGUGGGCACGGCUGCGGACAUCCUCGAGUUUACCAGUGAGACGCUGUCAGAUGUGCAAGAAUUCAUCCCUGAGCUGGUCUACACCAUCUUAGCAGUGUGGACCUGGAGCAUGCUGCAGUUUCCUCUACAUCUGUCCGUGGUAAACUCCAAGCCGGACAGUGAGAAGGAGGACGAGGACAGUCCGGAGGUCUCUCUGUGGGCCAAACACAGUACGGACAUAUGGAGCGUCGUGGAGGCCUUGUUCAUCCAGAACGGACCUUUUCUAGUCGUCAGGCUCACCGUCAUGAUCUACUUCAAACUCUUCGGCCAGAUGCUGGUUUUCUUUGCCAUCAAGAACUUCCUGGUGGUCAUACUGAGCUUAUACAGACUGAUUAUUGUUUGCUACAACUUCAGACAGUCCCGUCGCGUCGCUGGGAGAGACAGCCAAGUUCCCUGA